UUGCCGGUGGGGUUGAGUGUUCCCCUGCUCGAGGCAAUCCUUCAAUGCCAGGUUAAUCCGCCGAAAGAGUGGGGUGCGGAGGCGUUGGAGUUGAUUGGAAGGAAGGAUUUGAAGAAUUUGGUUAAGCCUGAUUAUACGGGUUUUGUGCAUGCAGUCAAGGAGAAGGAGCCGGAGGUUAGGGAUAUCAAGACGAUAGUUCAGAGUAUCAACGAAGCUGAGUCGAAGGAGGAAGGGUUGGCUGAGGUUGAUACGAAUGCUGUUACGAGACUUUUGUUCCGCGAGGAUAGGAGGUUGCAAGAGGUUACCAAGCUCCUACGGACAUCGAAGCCGUUGAUUGUGAUUAUGGAUAACCCGCCUGAGAUGAAUGAGCACGACGUCAUGCAAGCGCAACAAAACGCUGCACGGCAGAUUGCGGUUAGGUCUUUGGCUGUACCGACUGGACGGGGGAUGUAUACGUUUAGUUCGAAGGUCCCUGUGUUGACGGAGAAGUUCCCGAUACCGGCGUUUAAUUGGUCGGUUAAGGUCAAGCCGGCGAAUACGGCUGUUACGGUCGAUAAGACGUUUUUGACGGAGGAGAGGUUGGUAUGGGGUUUGUUCCAUAAUGGAGCCGCCGCCGCGUUGAGUAUUUCGAGGGAGACGGAGGGGAUUAACACGAGUUGGAUUGUGUUUAAUAAACCUACAGAGUUGACGGCGAAACAUGCGGGAUUUCUGUUGGGGUUGGGACUGAAUGGGCAUUUGAAGGAUUUGGCGACGUGGCAUGCGUUUAAUUAUUUGACUUCGAAGCAUACGAUGACGAGUAUUGGCUUGUUGCUUGGGUUGGCGGUGAGUUAUCUUGGGACGAUGGAUGCGACGGUUACCAGGUUGUUGAGCGUGCACGUUCUCGCUUUGCUGCCGGCAGGGAGUACGGAGUUAAAUUUGAGUCCGCUCACGCAGACCGCUGGUCUAAUGGGUAUCGGGCUACUGUAUCACGGCACUCAGCAGAGACGGAUGACGGAGGUCAUGCUCGCUGAGAUUGGGAAGAGUGAAGCACAUCAUGGCUUAGCCAACUUCACACGCGAUGAAGGGUAUAGACUCGCUGCUGGGUUCGCAUUGGGAUUCAUCAACCUGGGACAAGGACGCGACUUGAAGGGGUUGAAGGAUCUGAGGAUCGCGGAUAAGCUGAUUACGUACAUGGCAUCGCUUGACGAUGGCGCGGGGUGUAUUGGGUUUAGCACGCCUGGAGCGAUUGUUGCCUUGGCGUUGAUUUGGUUGAAGACGGGUGAUGCGAAUGUCGCGGGGAAGGUGAAUGUACCUGAUACCCAGUCCUUACUGGAUUCGACGCGGCCGGACUUCUUGUUGUUGAGGGUUAUGGCGAAGAAUCUUAUCCUUUGGGACUCGGUAAGGGGUUCGAUGGAGUGGGUCGAUGCGCAGUUGCCAGCUUGUCUGAGGGAACAUGCUGGGUUGCGUCGGACGAGGGUAUUGACGACGGAUGAUUUGUCGUUAUAUAGUAUCAUUGCCGGAGCAUGCUUCAGCAUCGGUCUCCGAUACGCUGGAUCAGGAAACGAGGAAGCACGGCAUACCCUCAUUUACUACCUUGACAGGUACAUGCAAUUGGCCUCUAUGACUGCUGCGAUGCACGAUCAGAAGAUCUGCCGGACCACGGUCCGAAAUUUCCAGGAUGUCAUCGCUGUCAGUGCUGCGUGUGUCAUGGCAGGCACUGGCGACCUCGACGUUAUGCGGCGACUUCGGAGACUGCACAGUCGUGCUGGUGAGGAUGUCGCGUAUGGAAGCCAUAUGGCCGCGCACAUGGGACUCGGGAUCUUGUUCAUGGGUGGAGGACGGUACAGUUUGUCCACCUCGAACUUGGCGAUCGCGAGUUUGUCGGCGGCGUUAUACCCAAUAUGGCCGAAUGCUACGGAUGAUAAUAUGUGUCACUUGCAAGCAUUGAGACAUCUUUGGGUGUUGGCUGCUGAUGCGAGGUGUCUAGUUCCGAGGGAUGUGGAUACGCGGCAGCCGACUGUGUUGCCUGUUAUGAUACCGGUGCAGAGGGAGGACGGGACGGUUGAAGUUGUGCAGAGGACUGCGCCGUGUUUGUUGCCUGAACUUAAGACUGUGCCGGAGGUAUCGUCGGAUAGUAACGAGUUCUGGCCCACGAGGCUGGAUUUGAGGGAUAAUCCGGAUCACCUGAAGAAUUUCCAGAAGUCGCAGACAAUC
This is a messenger RNA of Saitoella complicata NRRL Y-17804, 2193 nucleotides long. RefSeq lists its product as uncharacterized. The annotation marks the transcript as partial. Lineage: Eukaryota; Fungi; Ascomycota; Saitoellomycetes; Saitoellales; Saitoellaceae. The record is from RefSeq and is a predicted model, not a curated record. The transcript has a single exon. Gene Ontology annotation, molecular function: molecular adaptor activity. Gene Ontology annotation, cellular component: anaphase-promoting complex. Gene Ontology annotation, biological process: metaphase/anaphase transition of mitotic cell cycle; anaphase-promoting complex-dependent catabolic process; protein K11-linked ubiquitination.